This is a messenger RNA of Tribolium madens (black flour beetle), 1916 nucleotides long. It is a transcript of the gene l(2)37Bb, whose product is annotated as FAD-dependent oxidoreductase domain-containing protein 1. Bases 459 to 1895 code for a protein of 478 amino acids. Gene Ontology annotation, molecular function: oxidoreductase activity. Lineage: Eukaryota; Metazoa; Arthropoda; Insecta; Coleoptera; Tenebrionidae. The transcript has 6 exons. The record is from RefSeq and is a predicted model, not a curated record. Gene Ontology annotation, cellular component: cytoplasm.
GUACAUAUGUAAAUUAAUAUUCAAGGCUACCAUCCUUAGAGACCCUUUAAUUCUUUCAAUUUACAUUGUGAUAGAUUUUUUUAUUGCACUUUUAAGUUGGUAAGGAAAAAAUGAAAUUGAUGCACCGGUCUACCCUCCUGAAUUUUACUAUAUUUGUGAUUUAAAUAGAAUCAUAAAACAACGAAUUAAACUGUAAAUAAUAAAACAAUGUAAAAUUGCUUUCUCAUUUAAGUUUUUUUGCUCUAUUUUUUCUACUUCUUUGUGACAAAUCUGUACUUUUUUAAAGGUCUGUAGACCUCAGACAUGAAACAUAACAUAACCUCUAUAAGUGACAUAAUUAACCUCAAAAACACUUGCAAAAUGCUCGUCUAAUUACUUAGUUAAUUCAUGCUUAUUCGCAAAUUUUAUAAUGAAGAUAAGUAGUGUUUUUUAAAAUUUAGUUAUUCUAAAGUCCAAUAAUGUUCAGUCGACGUGUAUCGAAGUUUUUAAUCAACGUGAACCGGUAUUUACAUACAUCAAAGAAUUGCAAAAAGGAAUUUGAACACCCUCUUUUGAGAACACUUAGAAUUUUGAAAGAAGAUUUUUAUCGAAUUGAAGGCGCUUCCAAGAAUGAACGCGAGAAACAACGUGCCCUCAUGGGCCUUUUCCCUAGACAUGCUGAUGUUCUGAUCAUUGGUGGAGGAGCAAUUGGCUCUUCUAUUGCUUACUGGUUAAAAGAAAAAACUAGUAGAGAGGGCAUAAGAGUUGUGGUUAUUGAAAAAGACAUGACGUAUUCAAAAUGCACCACCGUAUUGUCACCAGGAGCAUUACAUCAACAGUUUUCUUUGCCUGAAAAUAUACAAAUGUCACUCUUCGGAGCUGACUUUCUUAGAACAAUUAAAAAAAGAUUUGGGAAAGGGGCUCAUGUUCAGUUUCACCCACAGGGGCAUUUGGUUUUGGCAGAUGAAGUAGGUGCUCAACAACUUGUUGAUAAUAGUUUGAUAGAGAGAGAAUUUGGUGUUAUUAACGAGUUACUAAGUAAAGAACAACUUAAAAAUAAGUUUCCUUGGAUGAACGUUGAAGAUGUGGAAUUAGGUUGUUUAGGGCUAGAAAAACAAGGCUGGUUUGACCCUUGGGCUUUGCUCUCAGUAAUGCGAUACGGUGCUACUGAUUUGGGAACUCAGUACAUAGAAGGAGAAGUUGUUGAUUUCCUUUUUAAAGAUAAGCAAGAAUAUAUUGGGGAGGGUAUGGAAGAUACUUCAUACGAAGCUGUCCGAGAAGCAGUGAUAAAACUACCAGAUGGCCAACACAAAACCAUCGAGUUCGCCUACUGUAUUAUAGCUGCCGGCACUGAAACCCUGGAAUUAUCGCAACUUGCCAAGAUUGGAAAGGGACCAGGCAUGUUAUCAAUACCGCUUCCAAUUGAAAAGAGAAAAAGAUAUGUUUAUAAAUUUGACUGUCCAGAAUCACCUCCCGGAAUUAAUACUCCUAUGACGGUCGAUCCCUCAGGACUGUAUUUCCGUCGACAGGGUCUCGGCGGUUCUUUCCUAUGUGGCUUAUCACUGCCAGAAAAGUGUGAAGAGUCCCCACAAAAUUUUUUUGAUCACCAAAUUUUGCCCGUAUUACAAAACCGAGUACACAAAUUUUGCGAUAUUAAACUAACAAAUUCAUGGUGUGGAAAUUAUGAAAAUAAUUAUUUUGACGAUAGUGGAAUAAUAGGACCUCAUCCCUACUACCACAAUUUGUAUAUUGCAACAGGUUUUAGUGCUUACGGCAUUCAACAAGCACCAGCGAUUGGUAGAGCUGUAGCCGAGCUUAUUAUAGAUGGUGACUUCAAAACCAUCGAUUUGACUAGGUUUGGCUUUGACAGAUUUAUUGUAGAUAAGCCAAUGUACGAAUAUAGACAAAUUCAAUAAAAAGAACAUUUGAAAAUGAAA